AUGAAACCAUAUAUUGGAGCAAUUGAUCAAGGUACAUCAAGUACAAGAUUUAUACUUUUCGAUAAGAAUGGAGAUAUAGUAUUAUCACAUCAAAUAUUAUUAACACAACAUCAUCCACAUCCAGGAUGGGUUGAACAUGAUGGUAAUGAAAUAUUAGAAUCUGUUAAUAAAUGUAUUCAAGUUGUAAUGAAACAAUACUAUGAAAAUAAUUUUGGUACAAAAGAAGAUAUUAAAGCAAUUGGUAUAACCAAUCAAAGGGAGACAACUAUCGUAUGGGAUAAGAAGACAUCGAAGCCAUUAAACAAUGCCAUAGUUUGGUGUGAUACACGUACUAAAGAUUUAGUAAACUAUUUUAAUAAUAAAGCAAAGAAAUUAAUUGAUGAUAAUAAUAUAAUAGAUAAUAAUAGUAAAUCAACUACAGUAGUUGAUGGUGCUCAAGGAGAAUGUAAAUUAGAGAGUAAGAAUUAUUUACGUGAAAAAUGUGGAUUACCAUUAAGUUCUUAUUUUAGUGGAUUGAAAUUGAAAUGGUUAUUUGACAAUUGUGAAUCGGUUAGAGAGGCAUAUGGACGUGGUGAUUGUUUAAUGGGUACCAUUGAUAGUUGGUUGGUUUGGAAUUUAACAGGUGGUAAAUGUCAUAUUACAGAUGUUACCAAUGCAAGUAGAACCAUGUUAAUGAAUUUGAAAACUUUAUCAUGGGAUAAAGAAUUAUGUGAUUUCUUAGAAGUACCAAUAGAGAUUUUACCAAACAUUCAUAGUUCUUCAGAAAUAUAUGGUCAUGUGACAAUGGGUGAUGAUGAGCAGCAGCAGCAGCAGCAUCCAUUACAUGGUAUACCAAUUGCAGGUGUUUUAGGUGACCAACAAGCUGCAAUGGUUGGUCAAAUGUGUUUUGAGAAGGGUCAAGCUAAAAAUACAUAUGGUACUGGCUGUUUCUUGUUAUAUAAUACUGGUAAUGAUAUAGUACAUUCAAGAAAUGGGUUGUUAACUACGGUUUGUUAUCAAUUUGGUAAAGAUUCACCACCAAUUUAUGCAUUGGAGGGUGGUGUAGCUGUGGCAGGUUCUGGUGUACGUUGGUUGAUUGAUAAUAUGGGUAUUGCAGAGAGUAGUCAAGAGAUUGAGGAUUUGGCAAAGAGUGUACAAGAUACUGGUGGUAUGUAUUUUGUACCUGCUUUUAGUGGAUUAUUCGCACCUUAUUGGAGAGACGAUGCAAGAGGUGUAAUGGUUGGUUUAACUCAUCAUACCAAUCGUUGUCAUAUAGCAAGAUCUGUAUUGGAGUCAACUUGUCUUCAAACAUUUGAAGUUUUAGAUGCAAUGCAAAAAGAUUCGGGAAAUAAAUUGGUAGAGUUACGUGUUGAUGGUGGUAUGGCUAAAAAUAAUUUACUCUUGCAAAUUCAAUCAGAUUUACUUGGUUUACCAGUUGUAAAACCAAUAAGUUUAGAAACUACUUGUUUUGGUGCUGCUUUCGCUGCUGGUAUUGCAACUGGUGUUUGGAAAGAAACUAUGCAAUUUAAAAUUGGUGGUAAAUUCACUCCACAAUUAGAUGAAAAUCAUAAAACUCAAAAAUUAAAAGAAUGGAAAAAAGCAAUUUCAAAAUCUUUAGAUUGGAUUGAUACAAAAAAUUAA
This is a messenger RNA of Dictyostelium discoideum AX4, 1620 nucleotides long. RefSeq lists its product as hypothetical. Lineage: Eukaryota; Evosea; Eumycetozoa; Dictyosteliales; Dictyosteliaceae. Bases 1 to 1620 code for a protein of 539 amino acids. The transcript has a single exon. The record is from RefSeq and is a predicted model, not a curated record.